AUGACCGGCACCGAACACCGGGAUGACGAGGCGGCGGACGGAGACGGCACUCCCGGCGACGCACCACGCUGGGUGGUCGCCGGCGCGGCGGCGCUGCAGUUUGUGCUGGUCGGCGGCAUCCACAAGUCGUUCGGCCUGGUGCUGGCGGCGCUGGUGCAGCGCCACGGCUUCACCGCCGCGCAGGUGUCCAUCAUCCCGGCCACGUACAUGGCGGUCAGCUUUCUCGUGGCGCCGCUGUGCGGGGCUCUCUGCCGCCGGCUCUCCGAGCGGAGCGUGGCCAUGCUCGGCGGCCUGUGCUCCUCGCUGGGGCUCGCCCUCAGCGCGCUCACCAGCGACGUCUACCUCCUCUACCUUACCAACGGGCUCAUCUUCGGUCUAGGCCAGGGCUUCUCCAACGUGCCCGGCACCCUGCUUGUGACGCAGUACUUCGUGAAGCGACGUGGUCUGGCGAAUGCCAUCAUGGCGGCGGCGGCUGCCGUCCUGCUGCUGGAGGAGUACGGCAUCCCCGGCACGUACCUCAUGCUGGGGGGCUUGCACAUGCACACGCUCGUCUCGGCGGCGCUAUACCGGCCGCUGGAGAAGCAGCGGAUGAUCAUGCGGCUGGACAGGAGGCGGUGCUCGAGGAGACUGAAGACGGCCGACAGGGCCAGCGCACCGAUCCAGGACGAAUUCGUGCAGCUUGACCCGCAGGACGAGCCCACCGCCCGCCGCUGGUCGACAGCCGGCGGCGAACACACCAAGGCGGCCGAACAGGAAGCGCUGAUGGCGCCGGCGCCGCGCCGCCGCGCCAGCACUGCUCUCAGCGUCUCGUCUGCCUGGCUCAGUCAGCUCAGCCUGAUGGCCCAGCUGCCGCCAGCACCGGCAGCGCCAACCGGCUGCUGGGCCCAGCUGUCCCGCCUGCUCGACCUGCGCUUGCUGGCAGACCCGCUGUACCUGGCCUGCAUGUUGAGCGUGCUGCUCUUCUCCGCCGGCCUGCCGCACGUCUGCCUGCUGGUGCCUCGCUUCGGCCUCGAGAUCGGCAUCAGCCGAGGCCGCACUGCCAACAUGAUCGCCACUGUGGCGCCCAUCGACAUCCUCAGCCGGCUGUCCCUCGGCCUGCUGCUCGAUCGCAACCUCUUCCACAAGCGGUACGGCUUCUUCAUCACAUGCCUGGUGGGCGGAGCGGGCAUACUGGCGCUGGUGUUCGUCCGCACGUACGCCGGUCUGUACGUCGCCUGCACGUUCGUCUACGCCGGCAUCGGCUUCUUCUUCGUGGUGAUGCCGGUGAUGUACGCCGAAUACUACGGCGUGGAGCGCCUCUCGUCCACGCUCACCAUGUCCAACAUGUUCUCGGGCGUGGCUAACCUGGUGGCGCAGCCGCUGUGUGGUUUGCUGCGGGACUCGACCGGCUCGUUCCGACCCGUGUUCGGCGUGCUGGCGGCGUGCAUGCUGACGGGAUAA
Molecule: messenger RNA, 1440 nt
Organism: Pollicipes pollicipes
Lineage: Eukaryota; Metazoa; Arthropoda; Thecostraca; Pollicipedomorpha; Pollicipedidae
Product: monocarboxylate transporter 7
Exons: 5
Coding region: 1-1440 (479 amino acids)
Biological process (GO): transmembrane transport; monocarboxylic acid transport
Molecular function (GO): monocarboxylic acid transmembrane transporter activity
Source: RefSeq, a predicted model, not a curated record